Messenger RNA from Ceutorhynchus assimilis (cabbage seed weevil), 942 nucleotides. The record is from the annotation of a GenBank genome assembly. NCBI's taxonomy places the organism in Eukaryota, Metazoa, Arthropoda, Insecta, Coleoptera, Curculionidae.
GAAUGAAAGAAGAAUUUUCAGCAUAACCUACUUUCACUUUGACAGACAUUCAUAUCAAAAAUUAAUCCAAAGUUAUUUUGUUGUUUUGUUUUGGAGAUUCUUAAUUUUAUCAAAAAUGGAUGUUAUCAAUAAUUUAAAUAAAUCUGAGACUCUUUUGGUUGUUUGUAACGACGAGGAAAUAAGCAAAUACAGCGAUGCCGUCAAACAGUUUUCCAAAUUCAAAGUUUCUACAAUCGAAUCGCUUAAAGAUGUAGAAAUGAACAGCAUAACUAAUGCUGUAUUAUUUGUGGAACCAACCCCAAAAACACUUAAGGAACUCCUCGCAGUCCUGCAGCCGGAAGGCAAACUUAUAAUCAACAACUUGUCCGAUGCUAGCCAGGUUGAAUUUAACUUGAAAACCAACGGAUUUAUGAAUGUCCUUAAAGACGAAGUUGGAAUUACAGCUUCUAAGCCAAAAUUUGCUGUCGGUUCUUCAGCCAAACUUAAUUUGAAGAAACCAACUGUUUGGAAGUUGGACGACGGCGAUGAUGACGAUCUUAUCGAUCCUGACGAUCUGUUGGACGAUGAUGACUUGAAGAAACCUGAUCCUACAAGUUUAAGAGUAUGUGGCACUACUGGAGUGAGGAAAGCAUGCAAGGAUUGUUCUUGCGGUCUUGCCGAAGAACUAAGUCAAGAAGUAAAAACGGGCAAACUUGUGGAUACUACUGAUGCCCCAAAAUCUUCCUGCGGAAGUUGUUAUUUAGGGGACGCUUUCCGUUGCGCCUCUUGCCCCUACCUUGGAAUGCCUGCUUUCAAACCUGGCGAGAAGAUCCAACUGAGCACUUCCCAGUUGAAGAGUGAUAUUUAAUUUAGUUCCUUCGGAUUUUGGUUACUAUUUAUUUGUAGUAUAUCGGUUUUGGUUGUUUAAUUAAUUUCAAAUAAAUGUUAGUGAAUAAUUAAUAA